GUUUCAGGUCAUUUUGUAGCGACGGACUACAGAUCCCAGCAAGCUGAGAGGCUCGCUUCGUUUUUAAGCGUCCUCUCUGCAAUUAGACUACACCUCCCAGACUGCCCGUGUAUAGUACCCACGUGCGAAGAAAGGUUGGGAAAAGUGAGGCUGCUGGUCACCGGUGGUCGUCGCGAAGGAAGGGACUUCCUUUUCCUAGUCUUAAACUGAGGGGCAGUCCCCUCCUUGGGUUUCUCUUUACUAGGAGGUUGGAGUUGUCGUCGGAUCUGGGCCCGUUUUUCGUACUAGUGAACAGGAUCUUAAUGAGAAUUGCAGCACAUCCUGGAUACCGAGAAGACCAAAUACGUUGAAAUCCUCAGUUUUCGACUUGGCCAGUUGAUGAAGAAACUUUUUGAGUCUUUCACUGGUGAGAUUUCUUACAUCUGACUAUGCGACUUUCGGCCCUGCUGGCCUUGGCAUCCAAAGCCACCCUCCCUCCCCACUACCGCUAUGGGAUGAGCCGUCCAGGCUCCCUCUCAGACAAGAGGAAGAAUCCUCCAUGGAGCAGACGGCGCCCAGUGGUGGUAGAGCCCAUCUCUGAUGAAGACUGGCACCUAUUCUGUGGAGACAUGGUGGAAAUCUUAGAAGGCAAAGAUGCUGGGAAGCAGGGCAAAGUGGUCCAAGUCAUUCGACAGCGGAACUGGGUUGUCCUGGAGGGGUUGAACACGCAUUACCGUUAUGUUGGCAGAACCACGGAUCACCGAGGGACCAUGAUCCCCAGUGAAGCCCCCUUGCUUCACCACCAGGUCAAGCUAGUGGACCCUGUGGACAGGAAACCCACUGAGAUCCAGUGGAGAUUUACUGAGGCAGGAGAGCGGGUUCGAGUCUCUACAAGAUCUGGGCGAAUUAUCCCCAAGCCUGAAUUUCCUCGAGCAGACGGCAUUGUCCCUGAAACAUGGACUGAUGGCCCCAAGGACACAUCAGUGGAAGAUGCUCUAGAAAGAACGUAUGUGCCCCGGCUAAAGACAUUAGAAGAAGAUGUGAUGGAGGCUAUGGGGAUCCAGGAGACUCGAAGACACAAGAAGGUUUAUUGGUACUGAGACUGAGCUGCUGCCUGCUCUGUCUUCACCUUGAGAGUGGAGGCCCCUCUUCUCCAGCACUAAUAAAGAGCCAUGAGAGUA
Microtus oregoni (creeping vole) is the source of this 1160-nucleotide messenger RNA. RefSeq names its product mitochondrial ribosomal protein L24 (gene Mrpl24). The transcript has 7 exons. Gene Ontology annotation, biological process: translation. Lineage: Eukaryota; Metazoa; Chordata; Mammalia; Rodentia; Cricetidae. Bases 429 to 1079 code for a protein of 216 amino acids. The record is from RefSeq and is a predicted model, not a curated record. Gene Ontology annotation, cellular component: ribosome; mitochondrion. Gene Ontology annotation, molecular function: structural constituent of ribosome; RNA binding.